Messenger RNA from Protopolystoma xenopodis, 234 nucleotides. NCBI's taxonomy places the organism in Eukaryota, Metazoa, Platyhelminthes, Monogenea, Polystomatidea, Polystomatidae. The record is from the annotation of a GenBank genome assembly.
AUGUUUGCUGAGGCCAACAAGGGACUUGCCUAUCUUCUGGCAAUUUUUGCAUUCCAAGCAGGCCCUAUUUGUAGCCUGCAGGAUGACGGCCCAAAGUUGGCCCGGUCGUCUGGCCGCCUGGUCGUUAAUGCGCGACUAACUCGGCAGCGGACAGAAAAGUGCGCUUUCAUUUUAGGCAGCAGCAAGCUUAGUCGUUUCGUUGGCAGGGCCUCCCUAGGCCAGUCUGGUAAGUAA